GCCGGACGACGGAGCGAACGAGCGAACGGGGGACGUAAACACGGGAUUUUUCUCCAAACUGGGGGCUACCCGGGCAAAAUAGGCCAAAGAACGCCAACCGCCUAGUCCUUGCAAUCCAAAAAGUGCCUAACGGUGAAGCUGCAUCGGCUACCCAGUGAAUACUGAACAUCACCAAACAAACAAACCCUACCCCCCCACACAAAUCUCCCCCGUUUGUGCAAAUGUGCGUCUUUCGUAAGCCAUGAGUUCCUUACAUGCAAAAAUAGAAAACAUUUGCAGGCUCUGUUUGUCCGGCGAUGGCACUUUGGAAUCUAUUUUUGGUGAUAGUGAAAGCGAUGCGCUUCAGACGAUUAUCUACGACUGUACUUCGAUUAGGAUUCUACCAAACAUGGGCUUUCCGUCGUCGAUCUGCAGUGUUUGCAAGACGAAAAUCGAGUGCUUCCAUCAGUUUCGCGAGCGCUGCAUAAACAACGAUGAGUAUCUACGAUCAACGCUGGCUGUGGAAACACAGGACGAAAACGAAGACGAAGAGGAGGAGGAGGAGGAGGAUGAUGUGGUCAUAAAGAUGGAACCAGAAGUGCUACUGGACGAGGAACGAAGCGAUCUCGACCAGAAGGAGAUCGACGAGAAGGGCGACGCAAUGAUUGUUGAUCGCAACGACAACGAAAUCAACCGACCGGUCUUGGAGACUGCAAAAAAUACGAACGGAAACUCAGAAAUGCGACCAGCUGAACGAGAGAUUGACGACUGGGAUGAAUCCCGUUCAAACGAUCUCGAUUCGGUUGGCAACUCGUCAGAAUCGCUCAGCAUUCAGCAGGAUUUGUAUCUGUCUCCGGAGCUAACGUACGGUGCGCUACUAAAGUGUGAGUUUUGUUCACUGGAGUUUACCGUCCUGGAGCAGCUAAAGCGCCACAUUACGAGCCACAAGGAGGAACGAAUCUUUCAGUGCUACUACUGCCCGAAAACGUUCCAUUUUGCCAAAAACCUUAACAUGCAUGUCGAAUAUAUUCACUCGAAGGCAAAAUAUGCUCAAACGCAGUCAACUAAGCUGGUCGCCAGGCAACAGUUCCUCGUCCACAGCAGCAGCAGUAACAAUAGUAGCGUUAGCCAGAGCACUAACGGUGGCCUAAGCCCGAUAUCUCCGCUGCUGGACAGCAGUGACUGUUUAAACAAUAAUACCAUCCCGAGCGGUGCCACCGUAGACGUCGGCGCAGGCUUAAGCCUUAAUAUAAACCUUAACGGUAGCUCGGGCAGUAAUGGGACGGUUUUGGGGCGUAACAUUACCGCAAUACGCUUGCCGCUCGCCCGAUCAACGUCCCAGGGCGAGUCACGCCGAGCUGGUGUAACGCAACCGAGCGACCGAGGGCUUGGACAGCAUGAAUGCCACGUAUGCCACCAGAGCUUCCCCGAUACGGCCAACCUGCGUCAGCAUAUGCUCUUGCACGCGGGGGAAAAGCCGUACAAAUGUGAUAUCUGCUCGAAAUCGUUCUUUAACGCUAGCACGCUGAAGACGCACCAGCGUAUCCACAGCGAUCAGAACCCGUACCGUUGCGGUACGUGUACGAAAAUGUUCGACAAUGCGCGCAGCCUCGAGCUGCACCAUCGGACACAUACGGGCGAAAAGCCGUACGCGUGCGAUGUGUGCCUGAAAAAGUUCUCAUGCUCAUCAAACCUGAAGCGCCAUCGGAAACUGCACGAUCGCGACUAAAUAUGAGUGGGGAGCGAAACAACGAAAUCCAAACUGAACGACCAUGCCGUGCCAUUGCACUUCAAAAUGCAGCGGAAGAAAAGCUUUCCCAACCAUCGAUCGGUAAAGAUUAUGAGCACACACGAGCUUAAUGUACACGGUUGUUGCUGAGUAGAACGAAGGAAAUACGAUGGGACGUAGUCCCAAAGCGAAAAGUAAGGAUGUAAAUAGUUCGCACCGUGGUGCUUCCAGAUUAUGGGGAGUAGUAGGAGUGAAUCUCAGCAUAUCCUAUCGAGAAUGUGUCCGCUGUAAAAUUGACUGUGCAUUUACGUAAAAGUAACCUUUGUUUUAAUCAAAAGCUAAAUGCCUCACACAACGAAGUGCUUCCCGGGUUCUGCUGGUGUGCCCCCGCCACACCGUAAUAUUACUGUUUCUUUUAUGCACUGUUACAAACGAUGUUGUUGAAAAGUGGAUCAAUAUUUGGAUCUCCACAUAUUCCCCCAACCCCUCGGAGGAUCAAGUAUCGAUUCUCCCAGGGUGUAACAUACGCUCUUCCAGCUUCUAGUGCGUAACAUAAUGUUUAAAGUCUCACACAAAACCACAUAACCGCUAGGACGAAACCAAAACGACUGCAUAGUGCGUAGCCAAACUAUCGACCGAUUCAGCAAAAGAUGCAUUAAUUAUUUAUAUAUUUACAUUUGGCAACCGAUCGCCCAAAUCGAUCGGUUAUUGCCAUCCGAGCUUAGCCGGGCAUGUUUAGAAGAUGGAGGAAAGGUGUACAACUAACGCAUGCUACUAAAAAAAACCCAGACUAACCGAAAAAGUUCCUGUUCUACCAAACGAAGCCGAAGAUCCGAGCUAGAAGUGAGGAAGAAAAAUGGCAGCUUUCUAAUCGUACGAUGCCACUUUGUAUUUGAGCUUUACGUUAAUUGUUUGUGAUUAUUAUUAAUUUUAGUUUAAUCAAUAUUUUAUUUGGUUCCUAGCAGAAUGAAGGGGUAGCAAGCAGAGUUUAAAUGGGCAGCGGAAAUGGAAAGUUACGAAAAACAAAAUUAUCUACACGAAAACGAACGCCACAAACUUUACAUAACAUUGUAUUACGCCAAUGUGGUUCUAGUCAAUUGUGAAAGAAAAAAAAUAACAAACGAUCGGCGAAUAGGCCAAGGCAAGGGGUAGAGUAGAGUGUAUUGUACCAGCAGAGUCAUUUAUGUACGCCAGUUAAAAUUUAAUUUGUUUACUGUUAAUUGUUUUAUGUUUUAUUGAAUGUACUUUUUAAUUUUAUUUUAAUCUCUACUGUCCGCUCGCAAAUGCCGUUACGUGAAGGUAACCCGUAAUAAAUGGUCAACAUCUGAAUGAAUGUUCAA
Messenger RNA from Anopheles coustani, 3048 nucleotides. RefSeq names its product zinc finger protein 880-like. NCBI's taxonomy places the organism in Eukaryota, Metazoa, Arthropoda, Insecta, Diptera, Culicidae. Bases 242 to 1708 code for a protein of 488 amino acids. Gene Ontology annotation, cellular component: nucleus. The transcript is spliced from 3 exons. The record is from RefSeq and is a predicted model, not a curated record. Gene Ontology annotation, molecular function: zinc ion binding.